This is a messenger RNA of Patiria miniata (bat star), 1220 nucleotides long. RefSeq names its product succinate dehydrogenase assembly factor 4, mitochondrial-like. The record is from RefSeq and is a predicted model, not a curated record. Bases 19 to 420 code for a protein of 133 amino acids. Gene Ontology annotation, biological process: mitochondrial respiratory chain complex II assembly. Gene Ontology annotation, cellular component: mitochondrion. Lineage: Eukaryota; Metazoa; Echinodermata; Asteroidea; Valvatida; Asterinidae. The transcript is spliced from 2 exons.
UUUCAAUUUCAUAACAAAAUGGCGGCGCCCAUGGUCACUCGUUUCGUUGGACGUGUGCUACGUUUUAACCCACUAAAAACCUCUGUAGUAUCAGCCAAGUAUGGUAUUGAACGUAGGCUCAUAGAUGUUGGGCAUCACCACCAAAACCUAGCAGUAACAUCAAUAAGUUGUGCACAGUUGCAGUACAGACUGUACUCCCAGUCAUCCCCAGGAAGUGGGAAGCCACCCCUGAAGAAACCGUACACCCCUGUGGGCAAACACGACAACCCCGCGGAGAAACACCGGGAUGCAGAGAAGGAGCCCUUGGAAGCCUUCCCAGAUGACAUCAACCCUGUCACUGGAGAGAGAGGGGGACCUAAAGGGCCAGAGCCUACCAGAUACGGGGACUGGGAGCGAAAAGGACGAUGUAUUGACUUCUAAAAUGGACGACAUUGAACCCCCCAAAAAGUCCAACGUUUGUAAAAAAAAAAAUGAAACCAGAUGAGUGGAGGCAACUGUGUUUAUCCUCCUGGCUUUCAAGCCAGAGUGGGGGAUAUUGCGAUUGCGUAUUCCUUCUGUGUGUCGGUGUGUGUGUGUUCCAUUUCACUAUAAAGUUCAGUCAUCAAUCUCAACCAACCUUGAAAGGUGCCGUGGUCUGUGGAGAGGAGGACGACGUCCAAACAAACAAAUCCUUUCCAGUAUGGAUGUUUAAGAGGUCUCUGGAGAGCUCAGCUCAGUAUUACUAAUGACUAACAUACAUGUAUGUUAGUCGGGUGUCUCACCUAAACUCCUCAUUCAACUGAGAACUGGUACCUGCCGGGUGGACAAUCAACGCCUUCACUGAAAAUUAAACUGCCUGUACAUACAAACUGCCAGGACGCAGGGGGAUUGCUCAAGUUUUACUUGCAGUAUUUUCUCUGUUUCCGACCAACCCUUACAGGUGUAAGCACGACCCCUUUCACAGGAAAUGUUUCCAUGUUCUUGUCCUCCUACCCCUCCCUCCACAAGAUAAAAUGUUGUUCUGGAUUGGACAGUGUCAUUAUUGUUUUAAUUGAGUUUUUUUUUGGUUUGUUUUUUGAUGUAGAUUAGCAAUAUUUAUUUACUGGUUGUUUAAAGGCAGCAGCCCACUCUUUAAAUUUCAAGUUUAAUGCUUGACUAUGGCCUAGAUUGAACUGGCAUACAUGAUGAGGUUUUACAUCUGAUCAACUGCAGAAUCCAUUUUGAUGUUGAUGUAAUGAAUU